Molecule: messenger RNA, 1900 nt
Organism: Parus major (Great Tit)
Lineage: Eukaryota; Metazoa; Chordata; Aves; Passeriformes; Paridae
Gene: SQOR
Product: sulfide quinone oxidoreductase
Exons: 10
Coding region: 129-1478 (449 amino acids)
Cellular component (GO): mitochondrion
Molecular function (GO): FAD binding; sulfide:quinone oxidoreductase activity
Source: RefSeq, a predicted model, not a curated record
CCGCGGCCGGGCAGCACCCGGAGCCCCGAGCUCCGCCCCGCCGCUCCCGGAGCCGAUCGCACCCGGGCCGGCGGCGCGGUCCUUCCCCGCACUGCUCGGCUCAGAGAGCGCUUCCCACUUAAUGAAAGAUGUCAGCAAUUGGAGCGGUGUCCUGCUCCUGUCUCCGUUCUGGUGUGUGGUUGCUGAAACCAGGAAUGCAGAAGAUGAGUUCCUUGGGCUUACACACAACAGCCAGGUGUGCUGCCAAGGAUUAUUAUGAAGUACUUGUGUUGGGUGGAGGUGCUGGUGGAAUCGCCAUGAGUGCUCGGAUGAAGAGGAAAGUGGGGGCAGGAAAUGUGGCUGUUGUUGAGCCAAGUACGACUCAUUACUAUCAGCCACUGUGGACCCUGGUUGGUGCUGGUGCAAAGCAGCUGGCAGUUUCUGCACGUCCAAUGGGAAGUGUAAUGCCUAAAGGUGUUGAGUGGAUCAAAUCUCAAGUUAUGGCAUUGGAUCCAGAUAAGAACUGUGUCUGGCUGGAGAAUGAUAUCAAGGUAUCUUACAAGUAUCUGAUAAUUGCCCUUGGAAUUAGUCUGCAUUAUGAAAAGAUCAAAGGCUUGCCUGAAGGUUUUAAACACCCUAAAAUAGGUUCUAAUUAUUCAGUCCAGACAGUAGAGAAAACAUGGAGAGCUUUACAAGAUUUUAAGGAAGGAAAUGCUAUCUUUACUUUUCCAAAUACUCCAGUGAAGUGUGCAGGGGCUCCUCAGAAGAUCAUGUAUUUAUCAGAUGCAUACUUGAGAAAAACAGGAAAACGUUCCAAAGCAAACAUCAUGUUCAACACCUCACUUGGUGUGAUUUUUGGUGUUAAGAAAUAUGCUGAUGCAUUGCUUGAAGUAAUAAAGGACAGGAAUCUUGCUGUAAACUACAAGCGCAACCUCAUAGAAGUUCGAGCAGACAAGCAAGAAGCUGUGUUUGAAAACUUGGACAAACCUGGAGUGACUGAAGUUUAUCAGUAUGAAAUGCUUCAUGUCACACCCCCAAUGGGGCCACCUGCUGUACUUGUCAACAGUCCUGUCUCAGAUGAAGGCGGCUGGGUGGAUGUAGAUAAGGAGACUCUACAACAUAAAAAGUAUCCUAAUGUCUUUGGUAUUGGAGAUUGCACCAACCUUCCAACAUCCAAAACUGCUGCAGCUGUAGCUGCACAGUCUGGAGUCCUUGAUAAAACCAUUUCUCUGGUAAUGAAGAAUGAGUUGCCAGUUAAAAAGUAUGAUGGAUACACUUCCUGCCCACUAGUAACAGGAUACAACAAAGUGAUUCUGGCAGAGUUUGACUACAAUGCUCAGCCUUUGGAGACCUUUCCCAUUGACCAGAGUAAGGAGAGUGCAACCAUGUACCACAUGAAAGCUGAUAUGAUGCCUCUGCUCUAUUGGAAUGCACUACUUAAGGGAUACUGGGGAGGACCAGCUCCUGUCAGGAAGUUAAUGCAUCUGGGCUUGAAGUAACUGCUGGUUCUUGGCAUUGGUUAAAACCUUCCAAAGAAGUGGACUGGUCUCACACUGGAUCAAUACAUAUCUUUCCUCUUGGAAUACCUGACAGACAUUUUUUUUUUUUUUUUUAAUCAAGCUUUGGUCACUAAUUCACUUUUCCUCCCACUAUGGAUUAAAGCCUUCAUAGUGCUCUUUCCCUGAGGCCUUAAACUUUCCCUUAAGAGGCCUUAAACUACUUUGAUAUUUACACAGGAAUCUGACCUUGCCUUACCCUAUGGAUUACUACAGAAAUUGCUGGAACAAUCAAUAUUUUCAAAGCUAUUGUGUAUUUAAAAUUUUCUUCUUGAAAAAUUUCUAAAUUGUCUGCAUCAAAGAUCAGUGCAUGCACUGGAUUUAACGGUGAUUUAAUACUAGUAAAAUGGCCUGAAAGUCUCUUA